Messenger RNA from Miniopterus natalensis, 908 nucleotides. It is a transcript of the gene FFAR1, whose product is annotated as free fatty acid receptor 1. Gene Ontology annotation, molecular function: bioactive lipid receptor activity. Gene Ontology annotation, cellular component: plasma membrane. Gene Ontology annotation, biological process: G protein-coupled receptor signaling pathway; positive regulation of cytosolic calcium ion concentration; response to fatty acid. Lineage: Eukaryota; Metazoa; Chordata; Mammalia; Chiroptera; Miniopteridae. The record is from RefSeq and is a predicted model, not a curated record.
AUGGACCUGCCCCCGCAGCUCUCCUUCGCCCUCUAUGUGGCCGCCUUUGCCCUGGGCUUCCCACUCAAUGCCCUGGCCGUGGGGGGCGCCGUGGCCCACGCCCGGCUCCGCCUCACCCCCAGCCUAGUCUAUGCCCUCCACCUGGGCUGCUCGGACCUGCUGCUGGCUGCCUCCCUUCCGCUGAAGGCGGUGGAGGCCCUGGCCUCCGGGGCCUGGCCUCUGCCGGCCCCGCUCUGCCCUGCCUUUGCCCUGGCCCACUUUGCUCCGCUCUAUGCGGGCGGCGGCUUCCUGGCUGCCCUGAGUGUUGGUCGCUACCUAGGAGCCGCCUUCCCUUUGGGCUACCAAGCCGCCAGGAGGCCCUGCUAUUCCUGGGGCGUGUGUGUGGCCAUAUGGGCCCUUGUCCUCUGUCACCUGGGGCUGGUCUUUGGGUUGGAGGCUCCGGGAGGCUGGAUGGACAAUUCCACCAGCUCCCUGGGCAUCAACACCCCGGUCAACGGCUCUCCAGUCUGCCUGGAGGCCUGGGACCCGGCCUCAGCGGGCCCUGCUCGCCUCAGCCUCUCUCUCCUGCUCUUCUUCCUGCCCCUGGCUGUCACAGCUUUCUGCUACGUGGGCUGCCUCCGGGCCCUGGCCAGCUCGGGCCUGAGUCACAGACGGAAGCUAAGGGCAGCCUGGGUGGCCGGCGGGGCACUGCUCACACUGCUGCUCUGCUUGGGACCCUACAAUGCCUCCAAUGUGGCUGGCUUCUUGCACCCCGACAUGGGAGGCCGCUGGAGGAAGCUGGGGCUCCUCACAGGUGCUUGGAGCGUGGUGCUCAACCCAUUGGUGACCGGCUACUUGGGAGGGGGGGGUGGCCGGGGGCCAUCAUGUGUGGCAAGAAUGAAAGCGGGUACAUCUCAGAAGUAGUAGCC